UCCAACAGUCCAAGGGAGUUCCUCACCCAACAGUCCUCCCCCACCAUGAGUUCAAAGCGCAAGUUUCCCGUUACCAUGAGUGUGGAUCGAGUGUCGAGUGACCUUAUGAACCCCAGUCCCCGGCCGUCUCCUCCUCCUCCUCGCAGAGCCAACGGAACCGUUCCGUCUAAUAUGGGAGCUCCUGUCGUUAAUGGAUUUGAUAAGUUCCAGGUAUCCAGAGACUACUCCACAUCAGGUGACCAUCCUCUCUCCCUCAAGAAGGGAGACGUUGUGGAGGUACUGGACAACAAGAUAGAGGAGAGAUGGUUCGUGAGGACGCAAUCGGCCAGCCCUGAGGCGGGGUGGGUCCCACCCACUGUCCUCAUGCCCAUUGGGAGGGACGAGGACUGACGGGAGAUCUUCUUCCAAGCCAUAAUCACUUCAGGGGUGUUGGGUGGCGAGAAGCUGCAAAAGUUCAGAUCUCAGCCGUCAUUUGGCAGUCACGAUCUACAAAGCCACCAGGUGAUCAGCACGCUGAAGAAGAUAACCCUACAGGAGGACGAUGAAGAGGAGGAGGCGGAUGCUUCAUCGCUGGACAUAUCGGCGUCUCCGAGAGUGGCCCACGUUCCCCCGCAGUCUCGGAACGGGGAGGAGGAGCAGGCCCCGCCCCCCUCUGUCAGUGUGGACCCCAGCAUGUUGUCACCUAAUCACGCGGCAGCCAACGGCCUCUCGUCUGAGGAAGAUCCCAACCGUCUCUCGUCCUCAGCCCGCUCUACCAGCUGGAGUCACAGACCCACUCGCCGGGCUCUCUACCGCAAGAAGAAGGGCUCCAUAUCAUCCGAACGCUCAGAGUCCCCCACUGAGAAGAUGGCCAGUUGCAGUAGUGAGGAGAGCAUUCAGGCGCCUGAGACUGCAGAAGCUACACCAGAGACUCCUGAUCCAGAGAGUGCGAAAAAAGCUCGUGAAAAACUCAAGCAUAUAGUGGCAGAGAUAGUGCAGACGGAGCAGGAUUAUGUGGUCGCACUCGACAUGUGCAUCAAUGGCUACAUGAAGGCAAUGCAGAGCGACGACCUGCCCAGUGAACUAGCUAACAAAGAGAGACUCAUCUUUGGAAACAUACAGGCAGUCCACGACUUCCACAGCAGUCAUUUCCUGGUGAGUCUCCAGCUGGCAGGACACGACGUGGAAGCCGUGGGCAAAUGCUUUCUGGACCAUAGUCCCAGUUUCGAGGUGUACAUCACGUACUGCGAGAACAAACCAAAGUCAGAGUCAUUCAUAUGGACAUACCUGCACACUGGAGGCACCUUCUUCCAGGACAUCCAGAAGCGGCUGAAGCAGCGACAGGGCAUCGACUCCUUCCUCAUCAAACCGGUCCAGAGAAUCAGUCAGUAUCAGCUCCUCCUGCGGGACCUGCAGAAGAGUGCCGUGAAGUCUGGACUCGCGUCCACCCCUCACCUCAACGCGGCGCUGCAGCAGAUGCAGGAUAUCCCCAAGAGAGCCAACGAUGCCAUGACUCUCAGUAUGAUAUGUGGAUACGACGGAGCCAUCAGCGCCAGUGGACAACUCAUCAUGCACGAUGAGUUCACGGUGUACGAGAGGUCGCGGUGGACGGGAGCCAGCAGACAUCUCUUCCUCAUGGACCAGAGACUCAUCUUCACCAAGGAGAAGGAUGCAGACGGCCUCUACGUCUACAAGGACUCCCUCAAAGUGCACAGUCUGUCGAUAGUGGAGAAACAAGACGACAGUCCGUCGAAGUUUGCAGUUGGAACUGGGCCCAUCAACUCCUGGGAUCAGUACUAUGUGCUGGAGGCCAGCUCUCCCGAGAAGAAACAGGUGUGGGUGGAGGCCAUAAAGAAGAUCCUGCAGCAGCAGUUUCAACUGCUGAAGGCCCUCAAACAGCCCGCUCCAACUAGUGCCCGCCACAGGAGCCAGACACUCGGACCUGCCACCUUCAUGAACAGUGUGGCCCACAUCAAUGUCAGUGAUGACUCAGAGGACGAGGGAGCGGAGGAAGGGGACACACUCACCCCAUUCUCUCCUCUCUGGGCUCCUGCACACCCUCACCGGCGACAGACAACUGCCGGAUUACCUAUGUUGACAGUUGGUGAAAAUACUGUGAACACCUCCACCUUGAAGUCACGCCCACUAAACCUGUACGUGGUUGCCGAGGACUGCGCUCCGUCCAAAGACGACGAGGGAAUCCUCUUCAUUAGGAAGGGACAGGUGUAUGACAUCACCAGCAAGUCGUCUGAUUGGUGGUUUGCUCGGUUGGCACGGGACACGAAGCCGGACGGGGCGGCGCUGGGGAAACAGGGCUGGGUUCCCAGUUCCUUUUUGGAGAAAUUCACCAAAUCUCUGUCACCUGAUGAAGAGGCUGCCUACUGGAUCGCUUGCCAUCACUCUGAAAGCAACAGCACCACCAACAACACCAGCAGCAGCAGUUCAAAGAAAUCCACAACAUUCCCUGCAAACAAUCUGCCAAGCAGCAGUGGGACGGUGUCGUACAGGAAGCAGAGACAAAAGAGCCCAAAGAGCGGUCGCAAGAGGCAGAAGAUCACCAGCAGCUUCAUGGAGAACGUCGGCUACGGAGGAGAUGAGCCUGAACAGCAGCUGCAGAGACCGACACCACCCGCUGUUGCUGGGGAGGACAAGAAGCCUUCAACCUCUGGAAAGGCGCCGCAGGUGGUCACACAUCUGACAGACGAGACGGUCAUCGUGUCCCGCACGGUCCGGUUCCGAUGCAAGAUCGCCAGGUCCCAUCCCGAGCCCAGCGUGGAAUGGAGUCACGACGGGAAGCCCCUCACCCACGACCGGGCGUUCACUAGUCUGGGGGACGAGAACUGUCUCUUGAGGCUCCAGAACGUGGCCCAGGAAGACGAGGGACUGUACACCUGCACCAUCUGUAACAAGAACGGCUGCUGCACAUCGACCGCCAGACUCACUGUCAUUGGUCCACCAAGUGUCCCUGGGAAGCCGGUGGUAAAACCGGUGACCUCGACAUCCGUCCGCAUCUCGUGGACUCCACCCACCCACUCUGGCCACUCCCCCAUCAAUCUCUACCUCAUUGAAUGCAAGGACACUCUCUCUGGCAGAUGGAGCACACUGAUGCAGAGGAUCACAGACACCAAUACAGUCAUGGACGACCUCAUGCCGGGGACGGAGUACGUGUUCCGUGUCCUAGCCGGGAACCAGAUCGGGUCAAGUCCGCCGAGUCCCGAGUCAGAUCCGGUCCUGACGGCCCGGUCUCUGGUCGGGACCGAGUUCUCGCUGGAACCGUUCCACGACCACUACCAACUGGUCAACAUCAUUGCCAGAGGUCAGUUCAGUGAGAUUUGGGAGUGUCUUCACUGCAGCACGCAGCAGUCAUACGUCGCCAAACUCAUCCCACUCUCCUCCGGAAACCACGCCCACCACGAACUGAAAAUGCUGACUCGGCUCUCCCACACCAACACAGUGUGCGUGUCGGCAACGUACCAGACUGACAAGAACUACAUCUUCCUCUUCCAGCUGCUGCGAGGACUCAACCUGUUUGAAUACGUGACGAUCUCAGAGGAACUGUCAGAGCCUCUGGCUGCCUACUACAUGGAGCAGCUCAUGUCCGCCCUCGAGUACCUGCACAAUCUCAACGUCGUCCACCUAGCCAUAAAGCCAGAGAACGUGAUGGUGGUGAAGCCAGCGACAGAGCUGCCUGUCGUCAAACUACUCCACUUCUCUCGGGCACGUGAGGUGGGAGGAGGGGCUUCCUCGGUCGUCCAGCCACAUCUUGACCACAUGGAGUUUGAAGCUCCUGAGCUGCUGAAGGGGGAGCCGGUGACCGUGGCAACAGACAUGUGGUCCCUGGGUGUCCUCCUGUACACCCUCCUGGGAGGGGUUUCCCCCUUCCUGGUGGACUCCCUGGACCUCACCAAGGACAACAUCUGCAGCGGACGCUACUCCUUUCCCGGCAAACACUUCAAAACUGUCUCGGAGCGUGGGCGGGAUAUCAUCGCUGGUCUUCUGGUGGGAGAUCAGAGUAGGUGUUGCUUUAGAUGUUCCACUACCUCACUUCUCUAAUGGCCACAUGGAAGACUGAGUGCCUCCCAGUGUCUCCAGCAUACCUGGACACGACAGCUCCGUCGUCCCGACGACACUUCCUCCUCCUCCACGGCCGCCGUCCCUAUCGAUCUCUCCCACCUCAAGUCCUACGUCAGCACGAGAAAGUGGCAGACUUCCGCAUUCACCAUCAGCUCUGCUGAACACUAACUAACCUACAGUUGCUCUUCCUCCAGUUCACCAAUAGACUGUGCUAACCCAAAAUUCCUGCUUUCUCUCCCCUCUUCCUCCCUCCAUCAUCUCUUUUUAAAACAGUGACUGAGUGGAAUCCCAGCCACUUUUUAGAGUGUUUCGCUUGUUGUUGUGUGUUGAUUUGUGCAUCACAAAAUGUUUUCACCAAUCAAUCUGUAUUAAUUACGUUUGAUGUGUGUGUGUGUUUGUUUGUGUAGAUGUGUUUAUAUUAUUAUUGUGAGACUAAUGCUGGGGAGCAGGUUUUGAUUGUAUGCUUAACAUUACACUAAUUAAUGCUUAUUAGUACACUA
Molecule: messenger RNA, 4553 nt
Organism: Geodia barretti
Lineage: Eukaryota; Metazoa; Porifera; Demospongiae; Tetractinellida; Geodiidae
Source: the annotation of a GenBank genome assembly